AUGCCAAAACCGCCGCCAACAAGUUCGGUAGCCGAUAUCUUUCCGCAACUGCUUCCAGAAAAUUCAGAUUUUAGCUCCUAUUCCGGAUUUAUACAAGUCAAGGGCGAGUGUUUCCAACUGAGGAUCAGGCUACCGCCCGCGCCAGAAGAUGAUGGGGAUCCCACGAAGUGCCUUCACCAAGCUGAAAUGUUCUGUUGUCGCGCUCUCUCCUCGCUUCUAGCGGGAUCGGAAGACGUUAUUCAUGAGAGAUUACUUCAAUCCGAAACGUUGUGUCAGUUUUUAGUCGAACUCCGACACAUAAUCGAGCAAAUUCUGCCUCGGUCCAAACUCCAGCCAGACUUUGUGUCUUCUCAAGUGCCCUCAGCAAACUAUUACUCAAGACUGUUGGGCGAAUUAGGGGGCAGCCAAAUCGGAUGGAAAUCCGUAACUUCUAUCAAUAGCGACCUGAGCGCAGUGCAAAUCUGCCUGAUCGAUUCCAAACAGAGGCAACACUUGCUCGACAUCAACCUCGACGACAAUUAUCCAUACACUGCCCCAUGUUGCAGCAUCGCCGUGCCCGACAGCAUAGUGCCCAAAUGGAUACCCAAUCAAUCAACUCUGGGAGACUUGGUGGAUGAGUUCAGACGACAUCUAACCCACUUCCAACAAUUGUGGGAUAUUCUAGACGAUUUGGACUCAAACACUUGUGUCAUCGAACCUGAACGACCAACCAGAGCGGACAUAUUUAGACGAAUCAUAAUAGAAAAAUACGUCUCUAUUCGUAUAGAGCUAAACACGAUUAAUCCCACUAGCGUUCCCAUAUGCACAUUUAUGGGUGCGGACGCUUCUAUACGGCCACUACAAAAUAAACUCGACGCAAAAAUUCAAGAAUGGGAUUACAAAAAGUCUGUCCGCGAAAAUCUACAAAACCUACUGGAAAUUCAAUUUCCGAAAUUUCAGGGUACAGAAAAAGAAGAUCUUCAAGCCGCAUGUGCCAUGUGUUACGCAUUCAAGUUGGACGGCCAUAUUCCAGACCGCGUCUGCGAUAAUCCGCUCUGUUCAAGACCAUAUCAUUCCAGCUGCCUAUUCAAUUGGCUCAGUAGCCUCCAUUCUCAUAGAACCACCAACAACGUCCUCUGGGGUCGAUGCCCUUACUGCGAUUACAAAAUAUUCGCUCAAAGUCCGGCAAUUGUCUGA
Molecule: messenger RNA, 1176 nt
Organism: Schistocerca gregaria
Lineage: Eukaryota; Metazoa; Arthropoda; Insecta; Orthoptera; Acrididae
Product: E3 ubiquitin-protein ligase FANCL-like
Exons: 2
Coding region: 1-1176 (391 amino acids)
Biological process (GO): protein monoubiquitination; interstrand cross-link repair
Cellular component (GO): Fanconi anaemia nuclear complex; nucleus
Molecular function (GO): ubiquitin protein ligase activity
Source: RefSeq, a predicted model, not a curated record